Mizuhopecten yessoensis (Yesso scallop) is the source of this 1071-nucleotide messenger RNA. Its product is annotated as small integral membrane protein 8-like. The coding region runs from base 112 to 435 and encodes 107 amino acids. The record is from RefSeq and is a predicted model, not a curated record. NCBI's taxonomy places the organism in Eukaryota, Metazoa, Mollusca, Bivalvia, Pectinida, Pectinidae. The transcript has 2 exons.
UAUUUAUUGUGUUUUUUUCAAUAUGUCUGCGCCCUUUAGCUCGAUAUCAACAAAGCUAAGCUAGCAUGUAAAUUGUGAAGUUAACAUGUGAAUAUUUAUGAAUCGAUAGAUAUGGCAGAUUUGAAGGAACAAGUGUUUCAAAGCAACACGGGAAGUGACAAGCCGUCAAAGAAAGCCACAUCCAAGGAUGGUAACGAACCAGGUUCUGGGAUUCGGCAUGCGAAAACUACUUCGCUGUUUCGAGUUGUCAACUUUGAAUUAUAUGCAAGACCAAACGCUCUCACCAUGAUACUGGGUGCCAGUUUAUUCCUUAGUGCCGUUGGUUACAUAACAUAUAUGAGAUAUAGAGACACCAAGGAUAAUCAGAAGAUGUACAAUGCCAUGGAUGAAGAGGGCCAUUUGGUUCGACGAGAGCGGACAUCAAAGUGGGAUUAGUAUUACUGUUAAACAGAUACCUAUUGAAGCAUGUGAUGAUUACUUAUAGUCUUUAAACUUGGAAUUGUAAAUAAUUCUGCUUCUGUAAAAAUGAUGAUAUUAAUUUGACUUUUCAAGUCUAAAGUGUGAGUGCAGGAGUAACAGCAACCUUGUACAAGAAGAUUUCUACUUCCUGCACACCUCCCUGAUCAUGAGCACAUGGACAGUAAACAAAUCUUUACACUUAAAUGUUAGAAUUCAUAGUAGGUUUGAAGUUGUUUCUCAAAAGUUACAUCAACAAAGAUUGAAGAUCUCGAAAAGUGUACAUACAAUUAUUUAUGCAUUGGAUUAUCAUAUAACUGUUUGUAUUGCUUGUCAAGCAUCAACUCGAAGUAAAAUUUAGUUGGCCUUAACUUAUGUCUUUGGUGUUCACUUGUGUCUAUGCAUCCUCAAUACUACAAGGGUUACGCUCACUUUUUCUCUCUACACUCCUGGAAUAUGUCAUAGAAAAAUUGAAGGCACAGGGCAAGCUAUUUGAUCUGCAUUGGUUAACAUCUUGACUUAUUGCUGGGCUGAUACCUGUCCUUUGAAAAAUACAGAGGCAGAAAUUACACCAGACUUCAAAUUAAGGAUGUACACCUCUGAGAAGUCAAACAA